Molecule: messenger RNA, 2757 nt
Organism: Plasmodium adleri (nom. inval.)
Lineage: Eukaryota; Apicomplexa; Aconoidasida; Haemosporida; Plasmodiidae
Product: pseudouridylate synthase,putative
Exons: 1
Coding region: 1-2757 (918 amino acids)
Biological process (GO): pseudouridine synthesis
Molecular function (GO): pseudouridine synthase activity; RNA binding
Source: RefSeq, a predicted model, not a curated record
AUGAAGAUAGUGAUCCCUGAAACUAGCGGUUUGAAUGUUGUUGAUAAAAAAUUCGAACCCAAAUAUUUUGUUAAGAAUAAAUUGAGAUUUGUUUCUCCUUAUGUUUAUACCUAUAAAUUAUUUUCAAAGAAAAGAUGGGUAGGUAAAAAAAUUGCUGAUGUUAUGACAUCUGAAUUUUGUGCUUAUGAUAUGAAUUAUUUUAUAGAAUCUAUAAAAAAAGGAUAUGUAAAAGUUAAUCAACAGAUGGUUUCUCCUGAUUAUAUUAUUCAAAAUAAUGAUUUUAUAGAACAUAAAUUAUUAUUAUUUGAAAAACCAGUUCUUUGUAAUAAAAUUAUUAUAUUAUAUGAAGAUGAUAAUUUUAUAUGUGUUUAUAAACACUCCAGUUUACCUACUCAUCCAGUAGGAUCUUAUCAAUAUAAUUCACUCUUAAGAAUCUUACAAAAUUAUAUAAGUACAUGUCAAAAGGAUAAACAUGAGGAAGAUCAUCAGGAUAUAACACAAAAGGAGAACAAAGAAAAUAAAAAUGUAAAAGAAAAUGUAAAUAAAAAUGUAAAUGUAAAUGUAAAUGAAAAUGUAAAUGUAAAUGAAAAUAUAAAUGAAUAUAAUAAUAUGAACACUAAAAAUGCCAAUGUUGAAAUACAAAGCGAACAUGUCAUAAAAAUUAAUUUUAAUUUUAAAAAAGAAAAUUUUGGUUUCAUAUUAGAUGACGUAAAGGAAAAUUCAUCACAUGAUGAUAAUAAAUUAAAAAUAAAUCAUACUACAAAUAAUAUGACAAAUAAUAAUCAUAAGAAAUAUAUUCAUUUAGAUGAUAAGUCACAAAAAUAUUACAACCAUAAUGUUACACAAAAUAUAAAUGAUGAACUGAGAAAGGAUGAUAUUCUUAAUAUAUCACAAGAAAGGAAAAAAAGAAGAAAAAUAAAACAAGAAAAUAUUAUAAAUAAGGAACAUAUUAAUAAUAUAUCAAUGAUAUCAAAAGAAAAUGAAAAUGAAAAUGAAAAUGAUCUUGAUAUGUUAAAUAUUUUAAUAAAGUGUAGACAAAAGGGUAUAAAUAAAAAUGAUGAUAAUAAAAAAAAUGAUGAUAAUAAAAAAUGUGGUGAUAAUAAAAAAUGUGGUGAUAAUAAAAAAUGUGGUGAUAAUAUAAUAUAUGAUGAUAAUAAAAAAUGUGGUGAUAAUAUAGUAUAUGAUGGUGAUAAAAAAUGUGGUGAUAAUAUAAUAUAUCAUGAUGAUAAUAUAAUAUAUGAUGAUAAAAAUAUAUCAUAUAAUGAUGAUCAUAUAAAUAAAUAUAAUGAAAUAUCUAUAGAAGAUACUAACGAUAUACAAAAUGCAGAAUGCUUAGAAAAAAAUAAUUACAUUAAUAAAAAUUUGAAGAAAGAUUUAAAAACACAAGACAAAUCAUAUAUCUAUACUCUUCAUCGAUUAGAUAAAUUAACAUCAGGUAUUGUUCUUUUUGGAAAGAAUAAAAAGUUCUCUACAUUUUUUUCACAGAAUCUUUCUGAUAAUAAAAUAAAAAAAACAUAUAUAACUAGAGUAGAAGGAGAUUUUAGAAUAUUAAUCGAUAAAUUGUUACAUUGUAAUAAUAUUAUGAAAUGCUUAAAGAAUGAAGAAAAUAAAUUAGAAAAUAUUAUUGAUAAAUAUUGUAAUAGUAUGAAAUAUGAUUGCACUCUUAAAUUUAAUAAAUGUGAAGACCAUAACUCAUUUCAAAAUGAUAUCUUCCUUUAUGAAAAUAAUUAUGAAUUAAAUAAUGAAGAAAAAGAAACAUGUGAACAAAUCCAAAAAAAAAAAAAAAAUAAAAAUAAUGAUGAACAAAAAUAUAUGUUUAAUAAAUUAAUACAACAAGUAAAAAAAAAUAAAAAUGAAUUAGAUAAUUAUUUUGAUAUGAAUAAAUUUGAUAUGACAUAUGAUCAUAAUGAAGAUAAUAAUAAUGAAGAUAAUAAUAAUUUAAAUAAAUAUCAUAAAUAUUUUCUUAUAGAUUUUGGUUAUAUAUAUUGUGAAAAUAAAAAAUUAUUAAAAUAUGUUUUUACAAAAUAUACAAAACAAAAUUGUUUUCAAUUUUCUGAUUAUUUAUUAAAACCUAGUAUUACAAAAUUUAUGUUCUUAUCAUAUAAUUCUUCAAUUAAUGAAUCAUUAAUAUUAUGUCAACCUAUAACAGGAAGAACACAUCAAAUAAGAGCACAUCUUCAAAGUUUAUCAUAUCCUAUAUCCAAUGAUUCACAUUAUAAUAAAAUCUUUGAACAAGAAUAUAUUCAAAAGUCAAAUUAUUUAUAUUUUGAUGAACGUACUAGAAACGAACACAUACAAAUUAAUCAACAAUUAAAUAAUAACAUAAAUUAUAUACAACCAAAUAAUAAUAAUAUUAAUAAUAAUAUUAAUAUUAAUAAUAAUAAUGAAAUAUAUAAUAAUCAUAAACAAAUAUUUCAAGAUGUACAUACACAAAAUAAAAAUGAAUCACAUAUCAAUAAAAAAAAUUCUGAAAAAUAUAAUUAUUUUCCUCUCAUUCCUUUUAUUAAUACAUCUUUCAAUUGGCUAUAUGAUAAAAAUAUUAAUCUAAAUGAACAAUAUAAUGAAAAAGAUAUGAACAAUUAUUUUUUUAAAAAUAUUAAUAAUGUCUCUUAUCAUAGUUCUGGUAUUUUCUUACAUUCAUUUAGAUAUACAUGGCAAAAUAUUUUCGAUGUUUUUACUCUCCUUCCAAAAUGGUGUCAAUCCUUUUACAUUCCAAGAGACUUAAUAGCAUUCUUAUUAUAUGGAGAUUUGUCAUAA